Sphenostylis stenocarpa is the source of this 267-nucleotide messenger RNA. Lineage: Eukaryota; Viridiplantae; Streptophyta; Magnoliopsida; Fabales; Fabaceae. The record is from the annotation of a GenBank genome assembly.
AUGGUGGCAGCUCUUGCUGAGCAACCCUCAUCUCGUCUACUGAAGCACAUCAUUCGGUGCUAUCUUCGCCUGUCAGAUAAUCCAAGGGCUUGUGAUGCAUUAAGAAGCUGUCUGCCAGAUAUGUUAAGAGAUGCGACUUUCAACAGUUGCCUUCGUGAAGACCCCACAACUAGGAGGUGGUUACAGCAAUUGCUUCACAAUGUUGGAGUGAAUCGAGUUCCUGCACUACAAGCUGGAGGAGGUUUCGAUCAUAUGAUUGUGACCUGA